Rhipicephalus sanguineus (brown dog tick) is the source of this 1224-nucleotide messenger RNA. Its product is annotated as lactadherin-like. Bases 436 to 1224 code for a protein of 262 amino acids. The transcript is spliced from 7 exons. The record is from RefSeq and is a predicted model, not a curated record. NCBI's taxonomy places the organism in Eukaryota, Metazoa, Arthropoda, Arachnida, Ixodida, Ixodidae.
UUCUUUCGCGGUGCUCCGCUUGGGCCCCGAUACGAAAAAAGUUGCCCCCCUCUUUGGUGCGCCCGGCCGGCAAACCGCCGUUCCGAGUUCGGCAGCCACAACACGACGCAUCGGCGCGCGCGCAGGCAGUGUCGUUGGUGGUUGUGUGGCGGCCGCUUGUUUCAGUUCACGAUUCGCGCUGUGUAGUUGUAGUUGAGGAGUGACGCUGCUUUCUUAUUUUUUUUUAUGGUCUCGUUGCGAAUGGUGGGUCGUCGCAGGUGACCGGUGGGAACAUUGCCGGACGCCUUGAUUUGUUUUCGUGUUUGCUGUUAGUUAUAAUUCUUUUUUUUCUUUUUUCGGCGGAGAGCAAAAGAGACUGUGCUUCGUUACAGCGUGAGCUUAACUUCUCAUGGUUCCCUGCUGCCACUGCGUCGUCUGCCUCACCAGACGAGGGCCAUGCGGACGGUACCGGCUACGACGGCCAUCUUGCUAGCAACCCUGGGCAUCACAGUCACGGGGCCCCGGCGGUGGGGUGCCACCGCCUCCUCGUCGCCGUCGAUACCGCUGGUCCAUCACCACCAGAGCCACGCGACGCCCGACGACCACUGCCGGCAGCCGGGUCCUCUGGGACUGCUGGCGGGUCGGCUGCAGGAGUGGCAGCUGAGCGCCAGCUCGACGCGCCAGCCCGAAUGCCAGCUGCGCUACGCCCGCGUGCUCGAGCUGGCCUCGCGCGGUGCCUGGUGUCCCGCCAAGGAUGCCGACACCGAGUGGAUACAGGUGGACCUGGGCGCCGACGCUAAGAUCACGGGCCUGCUGACUCAAGGCCGCGGCGACGGUCGUGAGUGGGUCUCUUCGUUCGCCGUGUCGUACAGCAUGGACGCCUACCACUGGAAGCACUGCCUCGACGUCCAUGGGAACAAAAAGGCGUUCCUGGGCAACACUGACUCUCACAGCCUGAAGUUGAGCUACCUUGAUCCUCCGGUGCACGCCCGCUUCCUUCGACUGCACGUGCUGCGCUGGCACGGCCGGCCCAGUCUGCGCUUCGAACCUCUCGGAUGCCAGGAGUGCAACGAGGUGAUCUCGGUGCCUCCCGUGGCGCGACUGACGGCUUCCAGCUGGCGUCCCUGGCACCCGCAGCAGGGCUCGUGCAGCCCCGACGAGGGGCAGCUAUUCGCCAGGGGCGGUUGGUGCGCGCUCAGGAACAACGGCAACCAGUGGCUUCAGUGUUUAGUGUAUCUCCCAUGA